Pseudopipra pipra is the source of this 627-nucleotide messenger RNA. RefSeq names its product olfactory receptor 14J1-like. Gene Ontology annotation, biological process: G protein-coupled receptor signaling pathway. Gene Ontology annotation, molecular function: olfactory receptor activity; odorant binding. The transcript is spliced from 3 exons. The annotation marks the transcript as partial. The record is from RefSeq and is a predicted model, not a curated record. Lineage: Eukaryota; Metazoa; Chordata; Aves; Passeriformes; Pipridae. Gene Ontology annotation, cellular component: membrane.
CUGCACUACAGGACCCUCCUGGGCAGCAGAGCUUGUGCCCACAUGGCAGCAGCUGCCUGGGCCACUGGAUUUCUCACUGCUCUGCUGCACACAGCCAAUACAUUUUCUCUGCCCCUGUGCCAGGGCAAUGCUCUGGGCCAGUUCUUCUGUGAAAUCCCACACAUCCUCAAGCUCUCCUGCUCACACUCAGGCUACCUCAGGGAAAUUGGGCUCAUUGUGAUUAGUGCCUGUUUAGUGUUUGGUUGUUUUGUUUUCAUUGUUUUCUCCUAUGUGCAGAUCUUCAGGGCUGUGCUGAGGAUCCCCUCUCAGCAGGGACGGCACAAAGCCUUUUCCACCUGCCUCCCUCACCUGGCCGUGGUCUCCCUGUUUCUCAGCACUGUCUUGUUUUCCUACCUGAAGCCCCCCUCCAUAUCCUCUCCAUCCCUGGAUCUGGUCCUGUCAGUUCUGUACUCAGUGGUUUCUCCAGGAUACGGGCCCGCCCCCGCCGCGCUGCGCAAACGGCGCAGGGUACGCAAACGGCGUAAGGCGGCGACGCGGGCGGCAAUAGAGCGGCGCUACGCAAAUUGCCGCUACGCAAACGGCGUAAGAGGCUCUGCCGUUGCCCACAGCCCUACGCAAAUGGCGUAA